AUGCUCAAUCCGCUGAGUUUACUUCCCGAGCCGCGCGCUGGUGCCUCGAUGCGCGCGCUCACCUACGGCCUCCUGGCCGCCGCCGCCUGGCCGCCUGCUGCCUGGGCUGCCGACCAGGAGAAGACAGCCGCCGACUAUUUUGUACAUUCGCUUCCGGGCGCGCCUCCCGGCCCGCUGUUGAAGAUGCAUGCAGGACACGUCGAAGUGAACUCCGAGCACCACGGCAACUUGUUCUUCUGGCACUACCAAAACAGACACAUUGCGAACAGGCAGCGCACCGUCAUCUGGCUGAACGGUGGCCCGGGAUGUAGCUCCAUGGAUGGUGCCAUGAUGGAGAUCGGGCCUUACAGGGUCACACCGGACCAGAAAUUGGUAUACAACAACGGCUCAUGGGACGAGUUCGCAAACCUUUUGUUUGUCGACAACCCUGUCGGAACCGGCUUCAGCUACGUGGACACAGACAGUUACCUGCAUGAGCUGGACGAAAUGGCAGACCAGUUCGUCAUCUUUCUGGAGAAAUGGUUUGCAAUGUUUCCCCAGUUCAUGUACGACGAUAUCUACAUAGCUGGGGAGUCGUACGCUGGUCAGCACAUACCUUACAUCGCCAAAGCCAUGAUGGAACGCAACAAAGACGCCAAGGAGAAGUGGCAGCUUAAGGGCCUUCUCAUCGGCAACGGCUGGAUUUCUCCUGUGGAUCAGUAUCUUUCAUAUCUCCCUUACGCCUACAAGAACAACCUGUUACGAUCUGGCUCCGAUGCAGCCAAGAAAGUGGAGGCAGCCCAGUCAGUGUGCGUUAAAACGUUGGAUGCUGGCGGUGCAGGACACGUCGACGUUGGCGAUUGCGAAGAGAUCCUUUCGACACUUCUGAGCGUCACUCAGGAUCGGUCGAACGACAAGGAGCACCAAUGCCUUAACAUGUAUGACAUCCGCCUGAGAGACACCAACGAAGCGUGUGGCAUGAACUGGCCUCCGGACUUGGAGCAGCUCACCCCAUACCUUCGUCGCGAGGAUGUCAAGCAAGCGAUCCACAUCGACCCUGCCAAGCGCACCGGAUGGCAAGAGUGCUCGGGCUCCGUUUCGCUGAACUUCAAGGCUCGCAAUUCGAAGCCUUCGAUCGAGAUUCUUCCCGACCUCCUGAAGGAAUUGCCAAUCCUGCUCUUUUCCGGAGAUAGGGAUCUCAUCUGUAACCACUUGGGUACGGAGGAUCUCAUCAACAACAUGUUCUUCAACGGCGGAAAGGGCUUCGAGAUCAGUCCUGGCGAGAUUGCCCCCCGGCGCGACUGGACCUUCGAGGGUGAACCUGCCGGCGUCUACCAGGAAGCCCGCAACCUUACCUAUGUGAAGUUCUUCAACAGCAGCCACAUGGUGCCUUUUGAUUAUCCCCGUCGUACGCGCGACAUGCUGGACCGGUUUAUGAACGUCGAUCUCUCCAGCAUUGGGGGAAAGCCGGUGGAUUCCAAGAUCGACGGCGAGAAGGGGCCCCUCACGAGCGUUGGGAGCCACCCUAACUCGACUGCUGCUGAGGAAGAGCAGGAACAGGCCUUGGAGGAUGCGACCUGGAAGGCAUACUACAAGUCUGGCGAGGUCGCCCUCGUGGUUGUCGCCAGCUUAGCAUGCGUUGGUGGCUACCUUGUCUGGCGCGACCGUCGGCGCAAGGCUGGAUACCAGAGCAUUUUCCCUUGGGCAAAAGAUAAUGGUAGCUCCAUCAUGAGUAGAGGCAUGGGUCUUGAGGGCUUCAGGAGCAGGAGCAACACCGACAGGGAUAUGGAAGCAGCGUACGAGGAACAUGAGCUUGUUGGCUCUGUAAGCUCUGAGGGAAGCGAGUCGGGCAGAGGCAAGCGCGGCCACGGCAACAGCAACGCUGAAAACGAAGCCUUUGGGUUAGUGGACAGCGACGAGGAGAGUGACACGGAGAAACCGCGGAGACCGGGCGACCAGUAUCGCGGCAUCACGAACCCGUUCGACGAAGAGAAACCACGCAUUUCUGAAUGGACAGCGCAGGAGAUCGCCACACUGCAGAGCCGACUCGACAAACAGCUUGGACCCGAAUUCGUCGCCUCGCGCAAGGGGCCUAAUGGCCGCACCCUCCAUUAUCUCCCCGCGGAGAAGGCCAUUAAUUUGGCCAACGAGGUAUUCGGAUUCAAUGGCUGGAGCAGCUCUAUCAGAGACACAACAAUCGAUUUUGUUGACCAGAGUCAGAGCUCCGGCAAAGUGAGCUUGGGUCUGAGCGUCAUAAUCCGGGUUACCUUGAAGGAUGGCACGUAUCAUGAGGAUAUCGGCUACGGUCAUAUCGAAAACUGCACAGGUAAAGCGGCCGCUUUCGAAAAAGCAAAGAAAGAAGCCGCCACCGAUGCGCUGAAGCGCGCGUUGCGGACUUUUGGCAAUGUUCUCGGAAAUUGCCUCUAUGACAAGAAUUACGAGAGUAGGAUUUCGAAGAUGAAAGUAGCCCCGACAAAGUGGAACCCAGACAACCUACACCGUCACGUCGACUAUGCGCCGACCACCAAGACAGAAAUGUUGCCGCUUGGGGAUAUGGACAAGAAGCCAGCAGCAGAUCAAAAGCUACAAAGACAGCCUAGCAUGCAGAAGACUAUGUCGAAUGGUGGUGAGCUUGAAGAUGAGUUUGGUGGUAACUUGUUUGAAGGCGUAGAUUUUGACCGGGAGGAUGGCAACGACGACUCGGCGUAUGACACAUCAACCUCUUUCCCGCACGCAGUCUGUGCCCUCAUUACGACCCGCGAAUGGCGUACCAUCUGGACCACAGCAGAGGUCUUCCGUUGCCGGGAGGACCAUGAACCCAACGAACACGAAUGCGGCUUCUCGCGCAGAAAGCAUGCCACAGCGUGUUCAAACACCUAG
Lasiodiplodia theobromae is the source of this 2859-nucleotide messenger RNA. RefSeq names its product Pheromone processing carboxypeptidase kex1 protein. The record is from RefSeq and is a predicted model, not a curated record. The transcript is spliced from 7 exons. Gene Ontology annotation, cellular component: nucleus. Bases 1 to 2859 code for a protein of 952 amino acids. Lineage: Eukaryota; Fungi; Ascomycota; Dothideomycetes; Botryosphaeriales; Botryosphaeriaceae. Gene Ontology annotation, biological process: double-strand break repair via homologous recombination; double-strand break repair via single-strand annealing; proteolysis. Gene Ontology annotation, molecular function: serine-type carboxypeptidase activity.